Adineta steineri is the source of this 363-nucleotide messenger RNA. The record is from the annotation of a GenBank genome assembly. Lineage: Eukaryota; Metazoa; Rotifera; Eurotatoria; Adinetida; Adinetidae.
GAUGAAUUAUCUUUGGAUGGAGCAAGUUUCAAACAAGUGUCAUUUGAACAAUCGUUUGAAGUGGCUAAGUUUGAUUUUUCGUUAAUAUUUAUCUAUGAUCCACUAUUGGAACAUAAUAGAUUAUCAUUUCAUUUAACUUGUUCACAUGAUUUAUUUGACGAGAGUACAGUUAGAAAUAUAGGUCGAAGAUUAGAAUAUUGUUUUCGACAACUUUGUUCAUCCAAUCAAACUAUAAAUCGAAUUGAUACGUCUUUUACAUCUAUAUCGAAGUUUAAUCUUAUUCUACCAGAAGAAACUGAAGAAAUGGAAGAUGUUAUCUUUUGUCGACAAUCACAUAUUAUAAACGAAGGUAUGUUUAUCUAG